Messenger RNA from Haliotis rubra (blacklip abalone), 2408 nucleotides. RefSeq names its product aldehyde dehydrogenase, mitochondrial-like. The record is from RefSeq and is a predicted model, not a curated record. Lineage: Eukaryota; Metazoa; Mollusca; Gastropoda; Lepetellida; Haliotidae. Gene Ontology annotation, molecular function: aldehyde dehydrogenase (NAD+) activity.
GAUCGCACAUGAACACACGCUGUUGACGAACCAAGAUGUCUGCUUCUCUGUGCCGUCUGCUCAAAGCUCGAACUGUAUUCAACGCUCUAAAACAACACAGAGCAUGCAUGUCAGCAGCCCCAGACCCUAUCAGACAACCGGAUAUUAAAUAUGCUAAGCUGUUCAUUAACAACGAGUUUGUGAAUGCUGCCAGUGGGAAAACGUUCCAGACCAUCAACCCAGCCACAGGAGAGGCCAUUUGUGAUGUUGCAGAGGGGGACAAGGCCGAUGUUGAGAGAGCAGUGCAAGCAGCAAGGGAGGCGUUUCGUCUUGGUUCCCCAUGGCGACGACUUGAUGCAUCAGAAAGAGGGCGCUUGCUGAACCGUCUUGCUGAUCUCAUCGAGAGAGAUGCUGGAUACAUCGCGUCGCUGGAGACUCUCGACAACGGAAAGCCCUACCAAGUGGCCUUUGCUGCGGAUGUCCAACUUGUACAGAAGUGCUACAGGUACUAUGCUGGCUGGGCCAACAAGUACCAUGGGAAGACUAUUCCCAUUGAUGGAGAUUUUUUCACCUACACCCGGCAUGAACCUGUUGGAGUUUGUGGGCAGAUUAUUCCAUGGAACUUCCCACUGCUGAUGCAAGCAUGGAAGCUGGGCCCGGCGCUAGCAAUGGGCAACGUUGUGGUGAUGAAGACAGCCGAGCAGACUCCCCUGUCAGCACUAUAUGUGGCUCAACUGGCUAAGGAGGCUGGCUUCCCUCGCGGGGUGAUCAACAUUGUGUCAGGAUUUGGGCCAACAGCUGGCGCAGCCAUUGCAGAGCAUAUGGAUGUGGACAAAGUUGCCUUCACUGGGUCCACAGAGGUCGGGAAACUCAUCCCACAGAUGGCGGGACGCUCGAACCUGAAGAAGGUUACCCUCGAACUUGGUGGCAAGUCUCCAAACAUCAUCCUGGCUGAUGCCAAUAUGGAUGAAGCUGUGGAGCAGGCCCACUUCAGCCUCUUCUUCAAUCAGGGGCAGUGCUGCUGUGCAGGGUCAAGGACAUUUGUGGAGGAGAAAGUGUAUGAUGAGUUUGUUGAACGCAGCCUGGAGCGGGCAAAGAACAGAGUUGUUGGCAACCCUUUCGAUAAUGUUGAACAAGGUCCUCAGGUGGAUGAGGAGCAGAUGGGGAAGAUCCUGAGUCUCAUUGACAGUGGAAGGAAGGAGGGAGCCACACUGUGUGUUGGCGGCAACCGCCGGCGAGUCGGAGAUCGGGGUUACUUCGUGGAGCCAACCGUCUUCAAGGAUGUGAAGGACAACAUGACAAUAGCCAGGGAAGAGAUCUUUGGACCAGUGAUGCAGAUCCUGAAAUUCAAGAACGUGGAUGAGCUGAUCGAGCGUGCCAACGACUCAGAGUAUGGCCUGGCUGCAGGGGUGAUGUCCCAGGACAUCGACAGGGUCAUGUACAUCGCCAACAGUCUGAGAGCAGGAACUGUCUGGGUCAACUGUUUUGAUGUGUUUGAUGCCGGAGCACCAUUCGGUGGCUACAAGAUGUCUGGCAAUGGCCGCGAACUCGGGGAAUACAGCCUUGAACUGUACACAGAAGUGAAAACAGUCACCAUGAAGCUGUUGCAGAAGAACUCCUAAAUGUCACAAGGUACAGAUGGACAUGGCUACUACCAUAUCGCCACUAUCUUGUAGAAUGGACUCUGCCAGGCAUUGUUAUGGGGCAUCCCAUUAAGUACAAUGAGGCUUCAGGAUCAGAUCAUUUCACUAUCAUCAUAACAAUAUAUCUUGUAUUUAACUGAAUGUCAAGAGCAUUUAAUUUGUUUUGUAACAAAUGUAUUUGUGACAGGGUAAUAUUAGUAGAUGUGUGGAAGUCUGGUGAUGCCAUUUCUUAACUGAGAUGUGUAUGUGUAAUUAAAGGAAAACAACUACACAACGUCUCCAGUAAUAAAUAAUGUCUUUGUGUUAAUAUGGCUCCAGGUGGACAAGUGAAUUUUUGAUCAAUUUUGUUUGGAAAGUUUUUGUUGUCUCAUGCCUUAUAUUGCUAAUUGUGUAAUACCUCAGAUUUCAUAUUCACGUGGGUGAGGUUCCCCAGAAAUCCAAGCCUAAAUACAUGUUAUUGUUCUUGUUGUAUGACACAAGGAUUAGACUGUGUCAAGAGAUAUGUCAUGGUUCCCAGAUACGGGAUCUAGUUGUUAGAAGUUAUUGUAACUGAUGUUAUGGAAGGAUGAAGAAUAUCCUGGAUUGGGGAAAUUGUUGGUAUUUCUGCAAAAAUAUAUUUUAUGUACUAAAUCCUCCCACUUUUGUCUGUUUAGUGUAACAGCCUUAGUUAGUGCUACUGUUACUAAGGAUUCUAUAUAUUUUAUACAAUCUUGUUGAUAAAUGAAACAUUGCUGUAAUUUAUGCACACUGUAUUUGUAAUAAAAUCUAAUGCUAAUAUAACAAUCA